AGAUCACGUUGAUCGGUCCUUCACACCGUCUGGCCGUGGGCAUCUCUGGUGCCGCUGCAUGGAGCCAGAGAGCAUGGAUUUUGGUAGCAAGGGGUCCGCAGCGCACCCGCUGUGCUGAUUGUGGGUCUAGGCGGGGCUGCGUCCGCAGGAAUGGAGCGGCGUCUGCCCCGCCAAAACCCCAAAUCCAACAGGGGAAGCCCAGAAAGAUUGAAGCCACAGGGAACGGCUCGGAAUUCUGCAGACCGACAAACGGCCGCAGCCAUGGGCAAGCCAAAGCGUGCCGUGUUUGCCGCCGCGCAGGAGACGACAUCGCCUCCUGACGAGCUCACCGAUACCCAGUUCAUCGCCCGAGCCAUCAAGGGCGAGGGUAACCACGUCUACACGUGCGAGCUGCCCAACGGAAAGCCCGUCGUUGUCGAGCUCGAGCCCAAAUUCCGGAAUACCGUCUUCAUCAGGCGAGGCGGCUAUGUGCUCGUCGAUCUAGCCUCCGCCGAGGAGCGGUCGCGGAGCAGCAGGGUGGUCGGCGAGAUCAUCAAUAUCGUGCGCGACGAAAAGGAGUGGCGGAAGCAGCCGUACUGGCCGAAAAACUUCACUAAGAACACCUUCGAUGACGAAGAGGAGGACUCAACAGUGGGCAGGAUGCCACCCAGCGACUCGGAAGAGGAGGAGGGAUCAUGAUCGGGGUCCACAAUGAUUC
Molecule: messenger RNA, 697 nt
Organism: Thermothielavioides terrestris NRRL 8126
Lineage: Eukaryota; Fungi; Ascomycota; Sordariomycetes; Sordariales; Chaetomiaceae
Exons: 2
Coding region: 262-678 (138 amino acids)
Biological process (GO): translational initiation
Cellular component (GO): nucleus
Molecular function (GO): RNA binding; translation initiation factor activity
Source: RefSeq, a predicted model, not a curated record